Molecule: messenger RNA, 1017 nt
Organism: Paramecium tetraurelia
Lineage: Eukaryota; Ciliophora; Oligohymenophorea; Peniculida; Parameciidae
Exons: 3
Source: RefSeq, a predicted model, not a curated record
AUGAAUCUAGCCUUUGACUCUUAGGCUGUUGAACUUUUAACAAAUUAUGAGGACCUUCUAAAUUAGACGCUUGAUCAAAGCCAACUUGAAUAGAUAUGUCAUGAACUCAUAGACACCUUCUUUCUAUACAUAGAGGAAAUGUAAAACUAUAAAAGUGAAAUAUGUCUCGAAUUGAAAUCAAAGCAAACUGAAAUCGACAUGCUUCACUUACAAAAUACUAAAUAAAUAAAUCAACUCGAAGAUCAAAAAGGAGAUUUAACAAGACAGAUUGAAAUAUGCUAAUAAUUAGAAUUAUAGUUGUAAUGCUCUGAGAAGAAAACCUAGAAAUCUGAAAAAGAAAUCCUAUAAGUCGAAGCUGAACUCAGAAAAAAACUUCAUCAGCAGAAUCAAUAAUACAGAGAUCAAAUUUAAAUCCUAACAAGUGUGCAAGAAGAGAUAGAUAAACAGAUUCUUCAACUCUCCAGAGAGAAGGGAUAACUGUAAUUAUAAUUCGAACAACUCUAAAAGAAAUAUGAGGAGUAGUAAUUCUUAAUUUCAAAUUUGACAGAAUAGUUGGCCAAUUUACAAACAAAUUCAAGUUUCAACACUAAAAUAUAGCAAAAUAAUGAUGUUGUAAUGGAUAGUUAAGAUGACUCUAUUGAAAUUAAGCCUCAAGAAAAAAGAGGUUUGUAUUCAAAUUGUAUUUCACAUAAUUAAAUCAAUUUCAAAUGGGAAAAAAUUUAACCUAGUAUAUCAUCCAUUCGGAAUUCGAUGACAGUUAUCAAUCCAACCAAUACAGGAUGUGACUUAUAAUCAAGACAAAAAAUUAAAUCUUUGGCUCUUCUGUACAAUAAACCUCAGAAGCAAUGUGAUCCCUAUUAUGAAUUUUUUAAAUUGAUUACUCAGUGUGUCAAGUUAGACUUGGGAUAAGCCCAUAUAUUUACAAUGAACUUUGAUUAUCUUUUUGAAAAAUUUAAAAAUAAUUGUGUUCCAUUUAAUCAAUGGUAUAAGAAAAUACUUGAUGAGAUUUUUACAUGA